UGUAGCUUCAUCAUGAGCCGAAACGGAUGAACAGGAUAUUGAUGUUCUAUCCAUGAAAUCAACAAGAACCAGCGACAAGAACAGUUUCUCAAGUUCUCGGCCACAUACAUGUGAAGAACAGAAAUGUCGAUCUUUUGCGCGUUAACGAGUGUGAUCGAAUUCGUGAUAUUAGUGGCAAUAACUGGAAUUUUGGCCUCUUUCGCUGCCGUGUUGCGUUUGAUGGAGUUGACCAUCAACCUGAUUCAUCCUCUCACCAUUCUUAUGCUUCGCCAAUCUGGUAAAUUAAUCGUUUAUGGUACAACUCAAAGUAAAAAUUUGAUGAUCAAAUCGUACUGGAAGCUACGCUCUAUUACGAUAUUCCCUCCUCGAUUGGCGGUGGCGGAGUUAAGGAUGCAACAACCGUUCAUCCCGUAUCAGAGAAACGUGUUGGGCAUGGUGGAGGAAACAUUCCCGCGGAAAGAGGAUGUCAUGUUCAGGGAGAGGCUGAUGGAAAAGAAGGCUGAGCUCGAUGACGAAGAUGAUGACGUUGGCAAACCGGUAUCCGAAAGAAACAUGAACGAGAAAGGGGUUGAAACGAAAUUGGAAGAGAUGGAAGAGAUGAGCGAUGAAACUAAGGAGAAUAUUGAGGAGGAAGGGCUCGAUGCCGAGGAAGAGAAAGAGGAAAAGGAGGAGGAAGAGAAGGAGGAGGAAGAGGAGCAGGAACAGGAAGAGGAAGAGAAGGAUGAUGUAAUGAUACCGAGCAAAACAUCUGACGAUUGA
Messenger RNA from Apis laboriosa (Himalayan honeybee), 759 nucleotides. RefSeq names its product glutamic acid-rich protein-like. The transcript is spliced from 3 exons. The coding region runs from base 124 to 759 and encodes 211 amino acids. The record is from RefSeq and is a predicted model, not a curated record. Lineage: Eukaryota; Metazoa; Arthropoda; Insecta; Hymenoptera; Apidae.